AGUGAAUGCAGGGUCCGGGGAGACAGGAUAUAGUGAAUACAGGGUCCAGGGAGAGCAGAUAUUGUGAAUGCAGGGUCUGGGGAGAGCUGAUAUAGUGAAUGCGGGGUCCGGGGAGACCGGAUAUAGUGAAUGCGGGAUCCGGGGAGAGCGGAUAUAGUGAAUGCAGGGUCCGGGAGAGCGGAUAUAGUGAAUGCAGGGUCCGGGAGAGCGGAUAUAGUGAAUGCGGGAUCCGGGGAGAGCGGAUAUAGUGAAUGCAGGGUUCGGGGAGACCGGAUAUAGUGAAUGCAGGGAGAGCAGAUAUAGUGAAUGCGGGGUCCGGGGAGA
Molecule: messenger RNA, 324 nt
Organism: Staurois parvus
Lineage: Eukaryota; Metazoa; Chordata; Amphibia; Anura; Ranidae
Source: the annotation of a GenBank genome assembly